AUGGCUAGCGGUGCAUCGGCCCAGGUAGUGGGCGGCGCCAACUUUAUGAGUGACGCUAGCUUUGCGGACGGCUUUGACGUGACAUCAGAUGGAGGAAGGAGUCGUACCACUGGCGAUGUCGAGGCUGGUCUAGUCAAGAUGAGGGUUAAUCCUGACGGCGCCUUGAGCAUGGGCAUCAUAAGAGAAAGAGGAGGCGUUCAGGGCAUUGAGGCGAUGCCCACAGGGGCAAAGGAGAUGUGGGAGGCACCCAAGGCACUGGAGGCAGCACUAUCUAGGCGCAAGGCGAUGCCCUCUUGGCUUGAGGCGGCGACGGGCCCAAGACCAGUGGGAGUGGGUCAGGCGACGUCGGUGGUCAUGAUGGUGGAGAUGUAG
This is a messenger RNA of Ilex paraguariensis (yerba mate), 372 nucleotides long. Lineage: Eukaryota; Viridiplantae; Streptophyta; Magnoliopsida; Aquifoliales; Aquifoliaceae. The record is from the annotation of a GenBank genome assembly.